UGCUGCGCACACGCUCCCCCCCCCUCCUCUCCUCACUCCCGCACUUUCGCACCUCCUCAAUCUCUACAACGCCGUCACGAUAGUUUCGCCAAAGCGCAAGAUGGAUCAUCGGGAGCUCACCAAGCGCAUUGAGAAGCUGAGCAAGGCCAUUGCUUCCAACGAGCCGACCGACACGAUCAUCGAUCUCCUCGAGCUUCUGAAGAACGAUGCCGCUCCCACCGAGGAGCAGCUUCGCUCUACCAAAGCUGGUGUCACGAUCGGCAAACUGCGAUCGCACAGCGACAAGGCAAUCGGCCGAGCCGCCAUGGAGAUUGUCCACAAAUGGCGAAAGAAGGUCGAUGCGGCUAAAGAUGCUAAGAAAAAGAAGCUGGAUAUGAGAAACUCUCCCGCGCCUGUUGGCUCGCCAGCGCCGGCCCCGUCGUCCUACAGCAAGCCGUACCAGGGCGACUCCACCAAGCGUCACUUCAAGGUCGACAAGGUGGACCUGGCGCGCACAGGCAGUCAGUCGCGGGACAAUAGUGUUGGCCUGCUCUACAAUGGCCUGGCGUUCCGCUCGACCGCUUCGAUUGAGGAGGUUGUGGCGCGUGCCGUCGAGGUUGAGAACGAGGCUUUCAAGAAGUUCAACGGUGAGAACGAUAAAUACCGCGCUAAGCUCCGCAGCCUCUUCACUAGCCUCAAGCGCAAGGACAAUCGCGAGCUGGGCCGCCGCGUGCUUUCGGGCGACAUCCCUGCCAGCAAGUUCGUCGUCAUGUCGGACCAGGAGCUGUCGUCUGAGGAGCAGCGCAAGAAGGACCAGGAGUUUGAGAAGGAGAACAUGAUGAAGGCCCAGGUCCCCAUGGCCGAGCGGUCCAUCAGCGACGCCUUGCAGUGCGGCAAGUGCGGACAGAAGAAGGUGUCGUAUACCCAGGCCCAGACUCGGUCUGCUGAUGAGCCGAUGACAACGUUUUGCGAGUGCAUGUCCUGCGGAAACCGUUGGAAGUUCUCGUAGGCGGCCAGUCGUCCGGCUUCUGCCUCGAUCCUCCUUGACAAUUUUCCUUCCUAUAGCAUCGGGAGAUCGCCGUGGCUUGGCCAAUGGCUUGACGGGUGGAUUAGGGUGUGGUUUUAAUUUCGGCUCUCAUUAUUUCUCCCUUCAUUGUUUUCUUUUCUUGCGGGGGCGGGCAACAC
Molecule: messenger RNA, 1164 nt
Organism: Lasiosphaeria miniovina
Lineage: Eukaryota; Fungi; Ascomycota; Sordariomycetes; Sordariales; Lasiosphaeriaceae
Product: transcription factor S-II, central domain-containing protein
Exons: 3
Coding region: 101-988 (295 amino acids)
Biological process (GO): DNA-templated transcription; transcription elongation by RNA polymerase I; regulation of mRNA 3'-end processing
Cellular component (GO): nucleus
Molecular function (GO): RNA polymerase II transcription regulatory region sequence-specific DNA binding; zinc ion binding
Source: RefSeq, a predicted model, not a curated record